Molecule: messenger RNA, 996 nt
Organism: Dromiciops gliroides (monito del monte)
Lineage: Eukaryota; Metazoa; Chordata; Mammalia; Microbiotheria; Microbiotheriidae
Product: alpha-N-acetylgalactosaminide alpha-2,6-sialyltransferase 6-like
Exons: 2
Coding region: 1-996 (331 amino acids)
Biological process (GO): ganglioside biosynthetic process; oligosaccharide metabolic process
Molecular function (GO): alpha-N-acetylgalactosaminide alpha-2,6-sialyltransferase activity
Source: RefSeq, a predicted model, not a curated record
AUGGAUAAAAAUAAGGGCCAACGAUCAGUGGCACUAGGAGCCCUGUUUGCGCUCAUCACCCUCCUCAUCCUCUACAACUCCAACAGCGUCAAUGGCGUCUUCUCCUAUAGUUCUCUUCGAGGCUACUUCCACCGGCCACCCAACCUGAAGAAGUGGGCUACUGCCGACAGCUAUGUCCCAGUCCUUGGUAACAAGACACUGACCUCCCACUGUCACCAGUGUGUGAUCAUCACCAGCUCAAGUCAUCUUCUGGGCACAAAGCUGGGAGCAGAGAUCGAACGGGCAGAGUGUACCAUUCGCAUGAACGAUGCGCCCACCACAGGCUACGAGGUGGACGUGGGUAGCAAGACCACCUUUCGAGUUGUGGCUCACUCCAGCAUGGACCGUGUACUACAGAAGCCCCAAGAGUUUGUCAACAAGACCCCGGAAACUGUGUUCAUCUUCUGGGGACCUCCCAGCAAAAUGCAGAAACCCAAUGGCAGCCUGCUACGCGUCAUCCAGCGGGUGGGUCUUACUUUCCCCAACAUGGCCGCCUAUACCAUCUCGCCCGCUCACAUGGGUCAGUUUGAUGACCUCUUCCGGGGUGAGACUGGCAAGGACAGGGAGAAGUCUCGAUCCUGGCUGAGCACAGGCUGGUUUACCAUGGUAAUUGCUGUGGAGCUCUGUGACCAGGUUCAUGUUUAUGGGAUGGUACCACCCAACUAUUGCAGCCAGCAGCCCCAGCCCCACCCGAUGCCCUAUCACUACUACGAACCCGAGGGGCCAGAUGAAUGCGUCACCUACAUCGAGAAUGAGCAGAGUCGCAAGGGCAAUCACCACCGCUUCAUCACUGAGAAGAGGGUUUUCUCCUCCUGGUCUAGGGCCUACAACAUUACUUUCUCCCAUCCUUCCUGGACAUCAGGUCUCAGAGGGAGAGCAGCCCCAAAGGAGCUGGCGGGGAUAGAGUGGAUGUCCCUAGCUACUCAGUCUGCCGUCUUGUUGCAAGCAGCAAGAUGA